AUGGCGCUCUCGUCAUCUCAACCUGCAGAUCAGGGCUCUGCUUCCAAUCCUCAUUCAGGGGGAGGCAAUAACUAUGACCACUUGACAGAGUCUCCAACCUCCCAUGGCAAGGAUCAGCAAGACCAUCCUGAGACGUCAACUAGGACUUCCAAGACAGUGGAGGCACUGCUCAACACGGACGCGUUUGUGUUGGAUGGAGAAUGGUUUUAUGAUGCUGUGGCAGUGGAAGGUGAGGACACCUUCGCUACAACGGACAAGAGAACUGGCGUAGCGUACUGGGGGCUGCAGAUGGACUGCGAGACUCAAAUGGUUUACUACUUUAAUCAUUCACAACCUCAAGAAAUGCAGUGGCUACCACCUGCCGAUCUGAUUCACCCUGCUACGCACGAGGUUUUGUUAUGGGAUGCGUCGGCGCAGUGGUUUUACUACUACAACCCGCAGGUGAGCAAGCUAGACGCUGAGUCGGAAUCUUCGCCGCUUACAAGUCACUUGACGUACUGCAGACCAAGGAGAGUAGAUGGCUGGAUGAAAAGACUAGCCAGCAACAGCCUGAUGAACUCUUGA
Molecule: messenger RNA, 564 nt
Organism: Phytophthora nicotianae INRA-310
Lineage: Eukaryota; Oomycota; Peronosporomycetes; Peronosporales; Peronosporaceae
Exons: 2
Coding region: 1-564 (187 amino acids)
Source: RefSeq, a predicted model, not a curated record